AUGUAUGCAAUUUUCACCGAUAUGGCUGCUGCAGGGGUACAACCGGAUCUUGAGACGUAUAACCUUCUUUUACACUCUGCACGAUACAAUGACCUUAACUGCACUUUUAUCCUGCGCCAAAUGACUUCGGCAGGCAUUGAACGCAAUGCGCUCUCCUACCAGCAUCUCAUACAGUAUCAUGCGGACAACAGAAACUUGGAAAUGUGCCUCCAGAUUGUUGAUGAGAUGAGCGUACAAGAAAUUCAUCCGACCAUAGCGACUGUGGAAGCGUUCAUCAAUCUUGCCGCUCAGCUCAAUUAUGCGCGAUUGGCGCUGGACUUCGCCCUAAACUACGAGGAGAAAUCGGCCCGUCGUAUACCAGCCACAUCCUGGAUGAAAAUGUUGGGAAGUUGUGCCGUCUUACACUACAUCGAGGGUGUAGAAAUAUGUUGGGUAAAAGGUGUGGAACAAGGUCUUGCACCCCCCGACGAAGGUCUCUGUCUCGAUGUCCUCCAUGUUGCGGGUCGGUCUGGCCGGCCAGAACUGGCCAUGGGUGUUAUUCGUGCACUACGAAAAAAUGGAGCAGUAUUUCGAGAACAUCACCUGGCUCCUGUUCUUGAGGCCUUCCUGAAUGCCAACAACUUGAAGGACGCCCUCCACGUGCUUUCUCUCAUGCGGUCACAUUCGAUAUCGCCAGAAGAAUCGACAACGAUGCCGAUAUUGCGACGAAUCGUUCAGAGUGUCGAUGAUGUUGACAACGCAUUUUACAUUCUUGAAGAGCUGAAAAACGAUGGCAAACCGAUCGACAUAUCCGCCGUCAACGUUAUCAUCCGUGCAUCCGUGGAACUUGAUGACCUCCAACGUGCUGUGGGUACAUACAAGGAGUGCGAGAAACUCGGCGUCCAGCCAACGAGGGACACAUUCUAUUACCUGCUGGAUGCUUGUGUGAAGGCUCAGCACCAUGCUCUGGGAGAAAAACUCUACGAAGAGAUGACACGAGCAGGAAUACUCCCCGAUGAGGCUGCCUAUGAGAAAAUGCUCUUACUUGCACUCACGCAAACAAGCUACGAGGAGGCAUUUUAUUAUCUUGAGGAAAUGAAGUUGAAGUCGCCUGAUGUUCCAGCUCGGGUAUACGAGGCCAUCAUCCGCAAGUGUGUAACGUCCUUCGACCCACGUUGGAAAGUGGCAGCAGAGGAGAUGCAACAACGGGGAUAUAGCUUAUCAUCAAAACUUCUCAGAUUUAUAGAGAAGGGAGAGGACGACCCCGUGACCUCACCACGAUUUUAG
Dacryopinax primogenitus is the source of this 1266-nucleotide messenger RNA. RefSeq lists its product as uncharacterized. The transcript has 3 exons. Lineage: Eukaryota; Fungi; Basidiomycota; Dacrymycetes; Dacrymycetales; Dacrymycetaceae. Gene Ontology annotation, molecular function: protein binding. The coding region runs from base 1 to 1266 and encodes 421 amino acids. The record is from RefSeq and is a predicted model, not a curated record.